This is a messenger RNA of Penaeus monodon (black tiger shrimp), 1357 nucleotides long. RefSeq names its product aliphatic nitrilase-like. The transcript is spliced from 3 exons. Gene Ontology annotation, molecular function: nitrilase activity; nitrile hydratase activity. NCBI's taxonomy places the organism in Eukaryota, Metazoa, Arthropoda, Malacostraca, Decapoda, Penaeidae. Gene Ontology annotation, biological process: detoxification of nitrogen compound. The record is from RefSeq and is a predicted model, not a curated record. The coding region runs from base 1 to 825 and encodes 274 amino acids.
AUGCCAAAAACAGUGAUUGCCCCCCUGCAGAUUGGGCAAGCCCAGACGGUUUCUGCAUCCACCGUUGAAAACAUUCUCAAAUAUGAACCUGAAAACAUAGAGACUGGCUGCAAAUGCUCUUCUUUCGGCACGAGGCUGGCUUCAGGACGCCUGAGGGCAGAGACGAGUUUUUCAAGUACGGAAGCAGGCGGGUGGACAUCUCGGGCCCGAAGUGGACUCACUCUGCAAGCUGGCGAGGAGAAACGAAAGACCUUCAUCGUCGUGGGCAUCGUCGAACGGGGCGGCUCCACGCUGUACUGCACCGCCCUCUUCAUCUCGGACCAGGGCGAGGUCGUCGCGAAGCACCGGAAAGUGCUUCCGACGGCCAGCGAGAGGCUGAUCUGGGGCCGCGGCGACGCCUCCACUUUGCCCCUCGUCAAGACACCCGCCGGGCUGGCCGGAGCUGCCAUAUGCUGGGAGAACUACAUGCCCUCCUACGCUACGCCAUGUACGCCAAAGGCUUCAGAUUUGGUGCGCGCCCACGGUGGACGAAAGGGACAUCUGGCAGAGAGCAUGAAGCACAUAUCCUACGAAGGACGGCACAUUCCUGGUGAGCGCAUGCCAGUACCAGCCUCCUCCCUCGGAAGAGAUGAUUGCAGCUUUGGGGCUCCCGGAGGCGUUGGCCGGCCCUGUGUACGACAGGAGGCGCUCUUGAAAGCCGAGAUCGACCUGGAUGACAUCAUUCGAGCUCGCUACGACAUGGACGUCGUCGGUCACUACGCUCGGCCCGACAUCUUCCAGCUGGUGGUGGACGAGAAGCCGAAGAACUCCAUGGACUGUCAGUAACACGUCGUGAAUUGCGGUCGUGGGCAAGGUGAUCCCAAUGUAGAGAUGUUUGUAAUUCUAAUAUUAUUCUCACUAUCAUAAGUAAUAUCAGACUGUCAGUAUUAUUUUGUUAUCAUCAUUAUUACUGCUGCUAAUAAUGACGAUGAUGAUGAUGAUGAUAAUAAUAAUAAUAAUAAUAAUAACAAUAAUAAUAAUAAUAAUAAUAAUAAUUAUUAUUAUCAUCAUCACCAUUAUCAGUUUUUAUUACUAUUGUCAUUAUUAUUUUAUUAUCACUAUCAAGAACAUCACAAUUUUCACCAUUGUCAUCAACAGUAGUAAUAGCAUUAGCAGUAUUGCUCUUAAACGGCAUACUAAAAAAAUGGUCAUUCUCACCAUUUGACCAAUUGUUGAAACACGCAUGAAGUUCGAAUAUUUACAAAGUCCUCUCAUGGCUAUUUCAUCUUUAUAAAUCUCACUCAUUCUCAAUAAAAGGGAUUUCUCUGUAAGACGUGUUAAAGCCUUUUCUGUUUAUCAAUAAAUUUAACAUUAAGUA